GGAUUCGGUUCCUUACGUGAGACCCGGGCUGCGCCGGGGACUGGACCCCGGGCUCCUCCCCACCCCCCAGCCCGCGCCCACGGGACAAUCCUUGCCUUGUCUCGCCGUCUGCAUCUCGGGUUUUCGGUGGCCUCGGGUUACGCCUUUUUUUCCAGGGCGGAGUCGCAAGCACAGCUCCUCCUCACAGCGGGCUCGGCUUCCCUUUUCCCAGAAUCUUCUCCGGGAGUUGGAAUCUGGGCGCUAAGCUCAGCCCCGUUGUGGGCCCUAGUGUCGCCUGAGUGUGCUGCUAGCCAUGGCUGCGUCAGGCCUGGAACCCCGGCUUCUGCUCCUGCUGCUGCUGCUGCUGCCGCCGCUGCCCCCGGUGACUUCUGCCUCCGAUCGACCCCGGGACUCCAACCCUGUCAACCCAGACAAAUUGCUGGUGAUCACUGUGGCUACAUCAGAGACAGAGGGAUACAGGCGUUUCCUGCAGUCUGCGGAGUUCUUUAACUACACUGUACGGACCCUGGGCCUGGGACACGAGUGGCGAGGGGGUGAUGUUGCCCGAACAGUUGGUGGAGGCCAGAAGGUCAGGUGGCUGAAGAAGGAAAUGGAGAAAUAUGCAAAUAGGGAAGACAUGAUCAUCAUGUUUGUAGACAGCUACGAUGUGGUUCUGGCCAGCAGCCCAGCAGAACUCCUGAAGAAGUUUGUUCAGAGCGGUAGUCAUCUACUGUUCUCCGCUGAGGGCUUCUGCUGGCCUGAGUGGGGGCUAGCGGAGCAGUACCCUGAGGUGGGCACCGGGAAGCGCUUCCUCAACUCUGGUGGAUUCAUCGGCUUCGCUCCCACCAUCCAUCAAAUUGUCCGCCAGUGGAAAUACAAAGAUGAUGACGACGAUCAAUUGUUCUACACUCGCCUGUACUUGGACCCAGGACUGCGGGAAAAACUCAAACUUAAUCUGGACCAUAAAUCCCGGAUCUUCCAGAACCUCAAUGGAGCCUUAGAUGAAGUGGUCUUAAAGUUCGACCAGAACCGUGUGCGCAUCCGAAAUGUGGCCUAUGACACUCUUCCUGUUGUGGUCCAUGGAAACGGUCCCACCAAGCUCCAGCUCAACUACCUGGGGAACUAUGUCCCCAAUGGCUGGACUCCACAGGGAGGCUGUGGAUUCUGCAACCAGAACCAGAGGACACUCCCAGAGGGGCAGCCUCUCCCCCGGGUGCUUCUGGCAGUGUUUGUGGAGCAGCCUACCCCCUUCCUGCCUCGAUUCCUGCAGCGCCUGCUAUUCCUGGAUUACCCCCCGGACAGGAUCUCUCUUUUCCUUCAUAACAAUGAGGUGUACCAUGAGCCUCACAUCGCAGAUGCCUGGCCACGGCUCCAGGACCACUUCUCAGCUGCAAAGCUAGUAGGGCCAGAGGAAGUCCUGAGCCCAGGGGAGGCCAGGGACAUGGCCAUGGAUAGCUGUCGGCAGGACCCCGAGUGUGAGUUCUACUUCAGCCUGGAUGCUGAUGCUGUCCUGACCAACCCGGAGACCUUGCGCAUCUUGAUUGAACAAAACAGGAAGGUAAUAGCCCCCAUGCUUUCCCGCCAUGGCAAGCUCUGGUCCAACUUUUGGGGCGCCCUGAGCCCCGAUGAGUACUAUGCCCGCUCUGAAGACUACGUGGAAUUGGUCCAGCGGAAGCGAGUGGGAGUGUGGAAUGUGCCCUACAUAUCCCAGGCGUAUGUGAUCCGUGGGGAGACCCUGAGGACGGAGCUGCCCCAGAAGGAGGUAUUCUCUGGCAGUGACACUGACCCAGAUAUGGCUUUCUGUAAGAGCCUACGGGACAAGGUGAGUGGGGUGGUUGGCAUGGGUUGCCAAGCCUGGGGACUUGAUGCUGUGUUGACAGCUUCCUAUUGUCCUCCUCACACAUGCCCACCCUUUACCCCACUCCAGGGCAUCUUCCUCCACCUCAGCAACCAGCAUGAGUUUGGCCGGCUGCUGGCUACUUCUCGCUAUGACACUGACCACUUACACCCAGACCUCUGGCAGAUCUUUGACAACCCUGUGGACUGGAAAGAACAGUACAUCCAUGAGAACUACAGCAGAGCCCUGGAUGGGGAAGGAUUAGUGGAGCAGCCAUGCCCAGAUGUGUACUGGUUCCCACUGCUGACAGAGCAAAUGUGCGAUGAGCUGGUGGAGGAGAUGGAGCACUAUGGCCAGUGGUCUGGAGGCCGGCAUGAGGAUUCCAGAUUGGCUGGAGGAUACGAGAAUGUUCCCACCGUGGACAUCCACAUGAAGCAGGUGGGGUACGAAGACCAGUGGCUUCAGCUGCUGAGGACAUAUGUGGGGCCCAUGACUGAGUACCUGUUCCCUGGCUACCACACCAAGACUCGGGCAGUGAUGAACUUCGUGGUCCGCUACCGGCCAGAUGAGCAACCCUCACUUCGGCCACACCAUGACUCGUCCACCUUCACCCUCAAUGUCGCCCUCAAUCACAAGGGCGUGGAUUAUGAGGGAGGUGGCUGCCGCUUCCUUCGUUACGACUGCAGAAUCUCAUCCCCGAGGAAGGGCUGGGCUCUCCUGCACCCUGGUCGCCUCACACACUACCAUGAGGGGCUGCCUACCACCCGGGGCACUCGGUACAUCAUGGUGUCCUUUGUUGACCCCUGACACUCAACCAGUCUGCCAAACCUUCUCUGCCAUUGUGCCUUGUUGGGCGACUGGGGACACCAUUCUCAGAGAGAGAGCAUCGGGCUCUUCUUGUUUCCUGAGUGUGCCUCGCGCUGAAUGUUCUGUCCCCAUCAUCGCUCUCAGGAGGUCCCUGGGGUAUGCCACCUUCUCACUGACCCCAUGGACUCGGGGACUGGACACUUUCCCCCCCAGAGACAGGGUUUUUCUGUGUAGCCCUGACUAUCCUGGAACUUGCUUUGUAGACCAGGCUGGCCUCAAACUCACAGAGACCCGCCUGCCUCUGCCUCCCAAGUGCUGGGAUUAAAGGCGUGCACCACUGCUGCCUGGCAGGAGUGGACUUCUGAGGGUUCCCUGCCUGAUAAAUUAUUGAGCUUCCUCAGCCUCACUUACAAUAAAAGGGUGUUUGUAA
Messenger RNA from Phodopus roborovskii (desert hamster), 3053 nucleotides. RefSeq names its product procollagen-lysine,2-oxoglutarate 5-dioxygenase 3 (gene Plod3). The record is from RefSeq and is a predicted model, not a curated record. The transcript is spliced from 18 exons. Gene Ontology annotation, biological process: peptidyl-lysine hydroxylation. Lineage: Eukaryota; Metazoa; Chordata; Mammalia; Rodentia; Cricetidae. Gene Ontology annotation, cellular component: endoplasmic reticulum. Bases 293 to 2623 code for a protein of 776 amino acids. Gene Ontology annotation, molecular function: procollagen glucosyltransferase activity; L-ascorbic acid binding; iron ion binding.